AUGCAUUGUGACCACAGCUGGGCGGCCGCGAGAGCGGCCAAAGCAGCAGGGCCUGUGGCUCCAGGAUCGAAGCCAAUACCGACCCCUGUGGCACCGGACUGCCUUGCUGGCCUGUCGUUCGUGUUCACCGGCGAGCUGACCAGUCUAUCUCGCGAUGAGGCCAUCGAACUCGCGAAGCGCAACGGCGGUCGGGUAACGGGCCAGCCCUCGUCGAAAACUUCAUAUGUCGUUGUCGGGUCGGACGCAGGGCCCAGCAAGCUUGCUGCGAUCAAGAAGAACAACUUAAAGACAAUCGACGAGGACGGCUUUCUUGAUCUGAUCGGGACUCGUAAGGAGAAGGAAGCGAUCCGAACUGCUGCAGCGGAGAUGGAGAAGCGGGAGAAGAAGGCGGCGAAAGCGAGCGUGGCCAGCGGGAGCACAGCUAAGAUCUCCGCGCAGGACAAACUCUGGACAGACCGGUAUGCUCCUCAGACAUUGAAGGAAAUCUGCGGAAACAAGGGCCAGGUCGAGAAGCUGCAGCGGUGGCUGCAUGACUGGCCAUCGAGUCUGAAGGCAAACUUCAAGAAGCCUGGAAAGGACGGCAUAAACGUCUACCGAGCAAUUAUGAUCACCGGCUCGCCGGGUAUCGGUAAGACUACGAGUGCGCAUUUGUGUGCUAAACUUGAGGGAUUUACUCCCAUUGAGUUGAACGCAAGUGACGCUCGGAGUAAGAAGCUUGUAGAGAACAGCACAAAUAUUGCAAAUACAUCCCUUGACGGAUGGAUGGGAGGUGGACAGUUGACAAACGCUGCUGGCGUCACUAUCACCGACAAGUCCUGCCUUAUCAUGGAUGAAGUAGAUGGUAUGUCCGCUGGGGACCGAGGAGGUGUAGGUGCUCUAGCUGCUUUGAUUAGGAAGACAAAGAUUCCGAUCCUAUGCAUUGCAAACGACCGAGGCGCUCCAAAACUCAAGCCUUUGACCAUGGUCGCCUUCAACUUGACGUUCAGAAAGCCAGAGGUUGCAUCCGUCCGCUCCAGGAUAUUGUCGAUCGCAUUCAAGGAGAAGAUGAAGAUACCGGCCAAUGUUAUCGACCAGCUCAUUGAGGGCGCACAGUCCGACAUUCGACAGGUGUUGAACAUGCUAUCUACAUGGAGGUUGCAAAACGAUACGAUGGACUUCGAUGAGGGAAAGGCACUUGUCAAGAUGAAUGAGAAGUAUGCGAUCAUGACGCCGUUCAACAUUAUUCAGAAGAUGCUCGGGCCGUACAUGUUUUCCUCAACUUCAAGAGAAACUCUCAAUGAUAAGAUGGAGCUCUACUUCCAUGACCACUCAUUCGUCCCGCUAUUCGUCCAGGAGAAUUACUUGAAGACUCACCCGGCAAGAGUGAAGAACCUGGACGGGCCAGAGAAGGUUCUAAAACACCUGGAACUCAUGGAUAAAGCUGCUGCGUCCAUAUCAGAUGGUGAUCUGGUUGACUCGUUGAUACAUGGACCCGAACAGCACUGGUCGCUGAUGCCAUUGCAUGCUGUCUGCUCGACAGUCCGCCCGGCAUCGUUCCUCUACGGUAUGGGUGCGACAUACGGAGGGCCCAACGCUAUGUCGUUCCCACAGUGGCUCGGGCAGAACUCAAAACAAACCAAACUUACGCGACAACUCACUGAGGUCCAGGCGCGCAUGCGGUUGCACGUCUCUGGAGACAAGGCUGAGAUCCGGCAGUCUUACAUCCCUGCGAUGUUCCCUUACCUCGUGAAACCUCUUGCAGAACAGGGCGCGAGCGCAGUGGACGACAUCGUUGAGCGGAUGGAUGACUAUUUCAUCUCUCGGGAGGAUUGGGACACGAUCGUGGAGCUUGGUGUCGAUCAGAAUAAGGACAGUCUUGUGCUCAAGGAAAUAUCGACAGCUACCAAGACCUCUUUCACUAAGAAGUACAACUCGAGGGAUCAUCCAAUCCCCUUCCACAAGGCCGCAGACCUAGGCAAGGUGCCCAAGAAGCUUGCCGCAGCUGGACCCCUCCCUGAUCUGGAAGAGGCCUUAGAUGUGGAUGAUGACGGGGAGGGUGUUGCCGAGGAGGUCGAAGAGGCUUCCGACGAUGAUGUCUCAAAGGACAAACUCAUCAAGGCACCCAAGAAAGCGGCCGCUAAGUCGGCAACCACGGCCAAGGGGAAAGCUAAGGCCAAGAAGUGA
Messenger RNA from Fomitopsis serialis, 2163 nucleotides. RefSeq names its product DNA replication factor C, large subunit. NCBI's taxonomy places the organism in Eukaryota, Fungi, Basidiomycota, Agaricomycetes, Polyporales, Fomitopsidaceae. Gene Ontology annotation, cellular component: DNA replication factor C complex; nucleus. Gene Ontology annotation, biological process: DNA replication; DNA repair. The transcript has 16 exons. Bases 1 to 2163 code for a protein of 720 amino acids. Gene Ontology annotation, molecular function: DNA binding; ATP binding; ATP hydrolysis activity. The record is from RefSeq and is a predicted model, not a curated record.